UCCUCCUUGUCCUUAUCCUUGUCCUCCUCCACCUCCUCCUCCUCCUCUUCUUCCUCAUCCCCGUCCUCUUCCUCCUCCUGCUCCUCCCCAUCAUCCUCCUCUUCCUCU
Opisthocomus hoazin is the source of this 108-nucleotide messenger RNA. The record is from RefSeq and is a predicted model, not a curated record. NCBI's taxonomy places the organism in Eukaryota, Metazoa, Chordata, Aves, Opisthocomiformes, Opisthocomidae.